This is a messenger RNA of Aricia agestis (brown argus), 1761 nucleotides long. RefSeq names its product tumor protein D54. The record is from RefSeq and is a predicted model, not a curated record. Lineage: Eukaryota; Metazoa; Arthropoda; Insecta; Lepidoptera; Lycaenidae. The transcript is spliced from 6 exons. Gene Ontology annotation, cellular component: cytoplasm. The coding region runs from base 569 to 1555 and encodes 328 amino acids.
AAACAGCGAGAGGCGUCCGCGCCGCGACCGCUCACCGCCGCCAGCGCUGUCAAUAAACUUGCCACACGACUCACGAGCCUUCAGCCUUCAUUAUGUACGCUAACAAUUUUAGUCGACCAUUACUCGUUCCGUGAUGUAUAGGUAGGUAAUGUAAUACCCGUAUUGAACACUCGUAUAACCUGAUUUAGCGCCCCAUCGACAUGGCUUCGAAUUCGGACUCAGCCGAAUUUGAAAUAAUUUUUGUUGGAGGGUCAAGAUCAUGAUUAAAAUUAUUUAGAUCCGCGUUUGUGGCGCUCGGUGAAAGUGGUAAAUGCGAGCACUCGGGCAGCGGCGCGAGACGUGCGCGGGCGCUUGUGUAGUCGAUCCCAACGUGGCGUAAAAAUUCGAAACCGAAACAUAUUGUAAAAAACAUACUCGUGCCGUACAAAAAAGUUACUUGAACGUGUACCGUGAACGCAUGUGGUUUCGUCGCCAAUGUGCGGUUCACCAUGUGAUUCGGCGACCACGAAAUGUUGUGCUAAAAAUAUGCUAGAUUGUCGUGGAAGACGAGGCAGAUAGAGUAGAUGGAAUGGCGGACGAUGCGCUGGCGAGCGUGGAGCCCACGAGCCUGGAGUACAUGGAGGACCCGUACUUUGUGGCUCCGGAGAACGACUCGACGCCGAGCUUCGACGUUGCCGUAGACGAAUUGGAGGACCUCGACGAUGUAGCCGCCUGGCCCCAGGAGGACAUAGAGGGAGAUUGGAAGGCAUUACCAGACAUCGCGGAAUCCGCUCUGUGUAUAGAAACUGAAUUUUAUAUGGACAACCGUCGCCGGAGACUUCGUAUUUUUAAGAAGAAAAUGCGUGAGGUCCGAGUCACAUUUCAAGAUUUAUCAAAGCCAUAUCUUGCCAAAGUGUCCAGUCACACGAACUAUAAAAAGUUCCUCGGUAUCACGCCAGGCUCUGCAGCCGAGGAAGUGACCGCCAACUCCGGCGCCGGGGACAUCCACACCCCGGACGAGCUCGCCGGGUUGACGCCUGAGCAGGCGGAGCAGCUGCGGGCCGAGUGGAGCCGCGAGCUUGCCAGGGUUGAGGAGGAGAUUGCGACGCUGCGCACCGUGUUGCAGAGCAAAAUUCGCCAGAGCUCGGAGUUGAAACGCAAGCUGGGGAUCACAGUGUGGAAGGAGAUUACCGAAGACGUUAACCAGGGUAUAAAGAAUGUGAAAGAAAGCCAUGUUUACAAAACGGUAGAAACUCGGGUGGCUGCGCUUACACAGGCUGUAACUGAAUCACCCAUAUACCAAAAAACCGAAUCUGUGAUAAAGACGACGGCGGAGAAGACGACGUCGAUAUUCGGCGGGAUAACGGCCGGCGUGACCAGCAAGCUCGGCCAGAUGCGCAACUCCGAGUCCUUCCGCUCCAUAGAGGAGCGCGUCGGCUCCGCUUACGACAAUGUCAAGGGUAAAGUAACAUCUCGCUCGAGUUCGACGCAGAGUUUCGACGAGGCACUGCGCGACAGCCGCGUCGCGAGCGGCGCCACCUCGCCCACCAUCCCCGAGGGCAAACCGCUGCCUUAGUGCCGCUACAAGUUACACCUAGCCCACUAGCGAGCCAGACCUGUAACUGACGACCUGUGACCAAACAAAUACGGCUAACCUACAAAUAGUGACCUAAAUGCGAUAAACUUUAACUAAUCUGCUAUGCUUUGCUGUUUAGUGGUGUGUUGAGUUAUAACUUUUACAUAAUAUGAUACUGAAUGUACCGUAACUUCUUGGUGGAAAUU